AAAAGACUUUAGUUCUACGUCGACCUUACAUUGGUCAAGUUCGGUUACAAAUAAUUCUUAUAAUUUAUUUGUUUUUAACUUGUUUUAAACAAAAAAAUAUUUAUUCUCCUUUAAAUUGAUAAAAAAAAAAUUUUGAAUAAAUAUUUUUUUUUCGAAAACUGUAUAAACAAGAAGUGUUGCAUUGUGUGUGUUGGAAAAUAGAAAGUCAAGAAUUUUACUGUGAAUUGUUUGUAUGAAAAUAUAAUUGAAAAUUUAAAUUUUUUCAAAAUUUCUUGUUAAAAAUAAGAAAAAAAUUGUUGUUUUUUUUUUAAACAAAAAGUAUUUUUGGUGCUAAUAUUUUGUUUUUCUUUAACUGGGCAUAUAAUUUUAAUAAAAAUUCAAAAUAUACCAGCAAUUUUUAAUAAAUGACAACAGGUGUUUGGAAUUGAAGCAUAAAAAUAAUAAAUUUGGAUUUUGAAAAAAAGUGCGAAUUGAAAAUUUUGAGCAUAAAAAUUAACAGUAACAACGAAACGUUUUAAAGAAAACAACUUUCUCUGAAUCUACGGACCAUAAAGAAGCAAAAGGAAACUAUUGAAUAAACAAAAAGUCCAGAAAAUAUUCGAAAAAAAAACCGAAAAGAAGGCAGAAUCAACCACUUGCGUAUAUUAACAAACAAGACAUCAUAAUUAUUGGAUAAAUAAAACACUUUCAAACAAAAGCCAUAGAUAUAACAAACUCACAAGAUAUACGUGUGUCGAUCUUAAAGAUACAAAUUCAAAGAAAACAAAAGUUUUCUUAAAAAAGAGCGAGAGAAAAUAAAGCGAACUAGACAUCACAGCCGAAGAAGCACAAUUCAAAUAAAUAACAUGAGUUUUCGAAUUUUAACACCAUUAACGACAAAUAGAAUGUCACGUCUAAUAUUCAUAACUCUGCUAAGUGUAUUGAUUUUAACACCUGAAAGCAUACAGGCUGCCAGAAGAUCACGUUUAGAUUUAACAGCGGCAAAUGUUUCAGCCUCAGAUGUUGCUGCUGCCGCCGCCACCAGUACCAACAGUAAUAAUGAUAGUGAAACUUUAAAAACUGCAUCAGCACCUCAAGUGUCUUUGGAUAAUGCAUCAUCGGCUUUACCUUUAAAAACUGAUCAAUCAUCAUUGGCAUCAGAUACUUCAGCGGGUAGUGGAGAUAAUGCAGCAAUUGUUAAAGAUACGAUUGCUUUACCAGCUGUUGUAGAUACUGGCAAAUCGGCUGCUUCCGAUUUAAUUGCUGAAGAAGAAAAACAACCUGCUGAUGCGGAAUUGCCUAAAGAACAAAAAGAAACACCUACUGCUAGUUUUGAAGAUGUUGAGGUCGUGGAUAGUGCUACACAAUUAGGUGCAUCGGGUAAUGGUGGUUCUUCUUCUCAGUCUCAUGAAGAGUGUGAUUCGGAUAUGAUGGGUUUUGAGAUAGUAACCGGGUAA
Lucilia sericata (common green bottle fly) is the source of this 1436-nucleotide messenger RNA. RefSeq lists its product as uncharacterized. Bases 846 to 1436 code for a protein of 196 amino acids. NCBI's taxonomy places the organism in Eukaryota, Metazoa, Arthropoda, Insecta, Diptera, Calliphoridae. The transcript has 4 exons. The record is from RefSeq and is a predicted model, not a curated record.